Molecule: messenger RNA, 1990 nt
Organism: Nothobranchius furzeri (turquoise killifish)
Lineage: Eukaryota; Metazoa; Chordata; Actinopteri; Cyprinodontiformes; Nothobranchiidae
Gene: eno1a
Product: enolase 1a, (alpha)
Biological process (GO): glycolytic process
Cellular component (GO): phosphopyruvate hydratase complex
Molecular function (GO): phosphopyruvate hydratase activity; magnesium ion binding
Source: RefSeq, a predicted model, not a curated record
UGUAGGGAUGCUUUUUUAAUCAGAAAAGCCGCAUCCUCCUGCCCUUCAUACGGGUCCUCUAACUCCUAUUAGUGAACGUGCGCUCCUCCUCGCGCUCCUCUACGUAGUGUCUCUCUUCCAGCCAAUAGCGUCGCACCGUUCCUGAUUCCGACCACUUAUCUUCCAGCUCACAGGGUCACGAGCGCCUUCUCUGCCUGCUUACCCGAGAGACUGAGCACCGUCCUUGCACACAGUUAGGCCGGAAAAGGAGAUCUGUAACAAUGUCCAUCCUGAAGAUUCACGCUCGUGAGAUCUUUGACUCUCGUGGAAACCCCACCGUAGAGGUCGAUCUGUACACCAAGAAAGGUCUUUUCCGAGCUGCAGUUCCCAGUGGUGCUUCCACAGGUAUUUACGAGGCUUUGGAGCUUCGUGACAAUGACAAGACGCGCUACAUGGGCAAGGGUGUCUCAAAAGCAGUUGAGCAUAUCAAUAAAACUAUUGCACCUGCACUGGUUAACAAGGAUGUGAGCGUUUUGGAGCAGGAGAAGAUCGACAAGCUGAUGUUGGACAUGGAUGGCACAGAAAACAAGUCUAAGUUUGGGGCUAAUGCCAUCCUGGGGGUCUCCCUGGCUGUGUGCAAGGCUGGUGCAGCAGAGAAGGGCGUUCCCCUCUACCGCCACAUCGCUGACCUUGCUGGCAACCCUGAAGUAAUUCUCCCUGUCCCCGCCUUCAACGUCAUUAAUGGCGGCUCCCAUGCAGGCAACAAGCUGGCCAUGCAGGAGUUUAUGAUCCUGCCAGUUGGAGCCAGCAGCUUUAAGGAGGCCAUGCGGAUCGGAGCUGAGGUUUACCACAACCUGAAGAAUGUCAUCAAGGAGAAAUAUGGCAAAGAUGCCACCAAUGUGGGAGAUGAGGGUGGCUUUGCCCCAAACAUCCUGGAGAACAAAGAAGCCCUGGAGCUGCUGAAGAAUGCCAUCGCCAAGGCCGGCUACACUGAUAAGAUCGUCAUUGGCAUGGAUGUGGCUGCUUCUGAGUUUUACAAGGGUGGCAAGUAUGACCUGGACUUCAAGUCCCCUGAUGACCCUAGCCGCUACAUCACCCCUGACCAGCUGGCUGAUCUCUACAAGGGCUUUGUCAAGGACUAUCCAGUGGUUUCCAUUGAAGAUCCCUUUGACCAGGAUGACUGGGCAGCAUGGACCAAAUUCACAGGCAGCACCAGCAUCCAGGUGGUGGGCGAUGACCUCACCGUCACCAACCCCAAACGCAUCUCGAAGGCAGUCGAUGAGAAAUCCUGCAACUGCUUGCUGCUGAAGGUCAACCAGAUCGGCUCGGUCACAGAGUCUCUGCAGGCCUGCAAGAUGGCGCAGAGCAACGGCUGGGGUGUUAUGGUCAGCCACCGCUCUGGAGAGACGGAGGACACCUUCAUCGCUGACCUUGUGGUUGGCCUCUGCACUGGACAGAUUAAGACUGGUGCUCCUUGCCGGUCUGAGCGUUUGGCCAAGUACAACCAGCUCCUCAGGAUUGAGGAGGAGCUUGGUGACAAGGCCCGUUUUGCCGGACAGAACUUCAGGCACCCCAUCUGAGCGGGCCUUCUUCCUCGGGCCACUGCGUGUUCAUUGCUCAUAAUCUCCACACAUGUACGCCACGUUAGGUCUCCUGCCGUAUAUGGAGAGGAGAAGAAGAAACCUCUGUAGUCCAAGGUCCAAUCUGUGGCAUUGAAGCGACACUACAUCCUGGUGCAGCCACGGCUCAGCUCAUCCUGAAACCAUGCUUUAGCUCCCGUUAUAGUGUUGGUCUCUGUGUUUGUGUCCGUGUUGCUUUGUGUGAGAUUUCUUUAAGCUUCUUGUGAGUUGUAGUGAUCUUGGUCCUGAUUAUUUGAGCAACUGUAACUUUAGUAAGGUUCUGCCUUAUAAGCGGUGGUAAGAGUACUGUGUGUGCAAUGUUGCAUCCGAUGAGGUCUUGUGUUGUAACUGUUGGCAGAAAUAUAUAAUAAAAUAAUAUAGUUUCAAAGGUU